This is a messenger RNA of Lactuca virosa, 1194 nucleotides long. Lineage: Eukaryota; Viridiplantae; Streptophyta; Magnoliopsida; Asterales; Asteraceae. The record is from the annotation of a GenBank genome assembly.
CGGACUCCCAAAAAGCGAGAAACUCAAAUCUAGGGUUUUGUACGAACUUCCGCCUUCUUCAGGAAAUAUGCCUCGUUAUGAUGAUCGCCAUGGCAGCACUCGUCUCUAUGUUGGCCACCUGGCUUCACGUACAAGAUCUCGUGAUUUGGAAGACAUUUUUAGCAGAUAUGGAAGAAUACGCGAUGUGGAUAUGAAGCGCGACUUUGCCUUUGUGGAAUUCAGCGAUGCAAGAGAUGCUGAUGAUGCAAGAUAUAGCUUAAAUGGUCGUGAUGUUGAUGGAAGCCGAAUAGUGGUGGAGUUUGCUAAAGGGGCUCCACGUGGCGGUGGCGGCGGCGGGCGUGAUGGUGGCGGUCGUGAUGGUGGUGGCCGUGAUGGUGGUUCUCGUGAGUUUCUUGGGAGAGGUCCUCCACCGGGGUCAGGGCGGUGCUUUAAUUGUGGGCUUGAUGGGCAUUGGGCUCGUGACUGUAAAGCUGGUGAUUGGAAGAACAAAUGCUAUCGAUGUGGUGAACGUGGUCAUAUAGAAAGGAAUUGUCAGAAUAGCCCAAAGAAAGUCAAUGCUGAAAGCAGGCGUGGAAGGAGUUACUCGCGGACCCCAUCGCCACCUAGGCGUGGAAGAAGCCGUAGUCGUAGUUUUAGCAGGAGUCGUAGCUACAGCCAAUCAAGGUCACCUGUAAAGAGGGAGAGGGAGAGAGAGAGGAGCAUGGAACGUGCAGAAAGAAGAUCGAGAAGCCCAAGGAGACACAGGGGGGCUUCACCACCACCAUCAAAAGGGAGGAAGCGCAGCAGCAGCCCAUCGCCUGAUGACAGAACCGCCGCCCGAUCACCUUCGUCAUCACCAAGGCGGCCCAAGAGUAGGAGUCCCAUGGAGGAUGAUGAUGGUGUCCCUGUUGAAGAAAAUGGACACAGUAGGAGCCCUAGCCCUGCUCCUAGAGGCAAUGGUGGGACCGGGACCGGGACACCUGUUGAGGAGGAUGAUGAUGUCAACAAUGCUUCACCAGAGGGGAGUGAAUCUGGUUAAAUCAAAAUGGUGAAUUUGCCAACUUUUUAAGGAUUGAGGAAAUAUAUUCUCAACUAUGACUUUCUUGAUUUUGGACUAGUAUGAAUGAUGGAUGAUGAUGUUAAACAAAAUAUAACUGGAGCAACUUGAUUUGUUAUAUUUUCUGUGUUUUUCGUCUUCUUUUUUCUGCUUUAGGG